AUGGGUACUGUGGAAUUUUGGACGCUCUAUACUCUUAGUGUCUUGAUCACAUUUUUGCGAAUAUAUGCCAGUACCACAGUUGGUGUUCACAAUCUACGAUGGGACGACCGUGUCAUGUGUAUUGCAAUUCUCUUCUAUACAGCACAAUGUGUCCUCGGGUAUAUACUGGGGGCAGUUGCCCAGGGCCUCGCCAAUGAUGGUAUGACGCCGGAUGAGCGCAGUGUACUCUCGCAAGAUGAUCACGAGUACAUUAUGCGAGUUAUGGGAUCUAAAAUCCAGGUGGCGGGAUGGACAGUAGCUGUAUGUCUACUUUGGUCGCUCAAGCUAUGUGUAGCACUUUUCUACCUUCGUCUUACCAGCUGCCUCCAGAAACUCAGGACCCAUGUUCAUAUCGCUUUUGGUCUUAUCACUAUUACCUUCAUCACUAGCCUCUUAACGAUAUACCUUUCCUGCCAACCCUUCUCCCACUACUGGCAGAUCGUUCCUAACCCUGGUAACGUAUGUCAAGCAGCGAUAUCAAAGCCCAUAAUCUGGGUGACAUUCGUUUCGAACUUAUCUACUGACGUACAUCUGCUCUUGAUACCUGUUCUUAUGCUACGGAAAUCGAGCUUGAAGAAGUACGAGAAGGUUGCUAUCAUGUUGGUACUUGGCGCUGGCGUGCUGGUCAUUGCGUGCGCUACGCUCAAGAGUAUCUAUCUUAUCGUAGACCCUGCUCACAGCGGUGAGAACACAGCUUCUUGGGGUACUCGGGAAACAUUCGUCGCCAUCUUUACCACCAAUCUGCCCAUGAUCUAUGCCUUACUCAAGAAAUGGCUCGCACCUUUCCUCCCAAGUACAACCCGCUCAAGCUACACCAAACCACACAAGUCCUCCAGCAGUGGCUUUAGAACUAUCAGAAGUAACAGCAAUGAUGAUAGGGUUAGGGCUAACGGUGUCACAUGGGGCGUCUAA
Molecule: messenger RNA, 951 nt
Organism: Pyrenophora tritici-repentis Pt-1C-BFP
Lineage: Eukaryota; Fungi; Ascomycota; Dothideomycetes; Pleosporales; Pleosporaceae
Source: RefSeq, a predicted model, not a curated record